AUGGAUGACCAACUGAUAUCCCUUGUUCCUCCAUUCAUUUGCUCAAACUCACCAAGCAGACGACCCUCUGAUAUCCUUCAGACCCUUCUGAUAUCCCUUAUUUCCUCCAUUCAUUUGCUCCAAACUCACCAAAUAGACGACCCUCUGAUAUCCACUGUUCCUCCAUUCAUUUGCUCAAACAUGUUCACACCAAGUAGACGACCCUCUGAUAUCCACUGUUCCUCCAUUCAUUUGCUCAAACUGUCCUCCUCACCAAAGCAAAUAGACGUCCCUCUAGUAUCCUUACGACCCUCUGAUAUCACUUGUUUCCUCCAUUCAUUUGCUCAAACUCACCAAGUGGACGUUCCUCCAUUCAUGCUCAAACUAUCCCUUGUUCCUCCUCAUUCAUUCAAACUCACCAAGUGGACGACCUUCUCUGAUCACUGUUCCUCUGUUCAUUUUGCUCCAAUUUCCAUUCAUUUGCUCAAACUCAAACGACCCUCUGAUAUCCUUGUUCCUCCAUUCAUUUGCUCAAACUCACCAAGCAGACGACCCUCUGAUAUCCCCUUGUUCCUCCAUUCAUUUGCUCAAACUCACCAAGUAGACGACCCUCUGAUAUCCCUUGUUCCUCCAUUCAUUUGCUCCAAACUCACCAAAUAG
Molecule: messenger RNA, 639 nt
Organism: Acanthosepion pharaonis
Lineage: Eukaryota; Metazoa; Mollusca; Cephalopoda; Sepiida; Sepiidae
Source: the annotation of a GenBank genome assembly